AUGGAGCCUGUUGCGGGUAGUCUUCUCGCGCCGCUACUCCUCGCAGGGGCCGCUUUCUCCAACCAUUUAACUGAUUCUUAUGGUGCGACCGCGAAUUACUGGGCAAUUGGUCUGCAUAUUUCCUGCUGGAUUGCACAAUUCGUAGGCCACGGAAUUUUCGAAGGUAGAGCCCCAGCGCUCCUUGACAAUUUAGUACAAGCCUUCUUCCUAGCGCCUUUCUUCGUAUGGAUGGAGAUACUGUUCUUAUUUGGCUACCGGCCUGGAUUGCAGUCACGAAUAGCCAAGGCCGUGGAGAAGGAAGUCGACAAAUUCCAUCAAUCAAAACUACAUGGUAAUGGUCGCGCUACGAAUGGAAAGAUCAUACGAACCAUUGCGUCUUUGGCGUUGUCACUCGCUGUGUACAAAUACGCUCAUGGGGACCCCGAUAAACAGCCACUACUUACGCGGUGGCUUCACUAUUACGACUCGAUGCAAGAGGACUUCAAAAGAAAGACCUACAUGAAUAUCAAGUUUGUCGAGGAGGCGGGCAAAGAUCGGCACCUGUUUGAGACGGCACCAUUUGUUGGUCAUAUGGAGUUGAAAUUCCCGGAGUAG
Molecule: messenger RNA, 594 nt
Organism: Bacidia gigantensis
Lineage: Eukaryota; Fungi; Ascomycota; Lecanoromycetes; Lecanorales; Ramalinaceae
Exons: 2
Coding region: 1-594 (197 amino acids)
Biological process (GO): sphingoid catabolic process
Cellular component (GO): endoplasmic reticulum
Source: RefSeq, a predicted model, not a curated record